Messenger RNA from Nicrophorus vespilloides, 1363 nucleotides. RefSeq names its product mitochondrial basic amino acids transporter. The transcript has a single exon. Gene Ontology annotation, biological process: mitochondrial L-ornithine transmembrane transport. Gene Ontology annotation, molecular function: high-affinity L-arginine transmembrane transporter activity. The record is from RefSeq and is a predicted model, not a curated record. Bases 33 to 872 code for a protein of 279 amino acids. Gene Ontology annotation, cellular component: mitochondrion. NCBI's taxonomy places the organism in Eukaryota, Metazoa, Arthropoda, Insecta, Coleoptera, Silphidae.
CAAUGUGUUAAACAAUUUACGAGUUUUGAUUUAUGAAUUGCGUUUGUAUUGUUUCAGGAUGCGCUGGUGUAAUAGUUGGACACCCUUUGGACACUGUGAAGGUCCACCUGCAGACGCAGGAUGGCCGUAGUCCGCAGUAUAAGGGCAGCAUGGACUGCAUCCGGCAGAUCGUGCGAAAGGAAGGUCUUCGAGGUCUCUACAGAGGGAUGUCGUCGCCGUUGGCCGGUGUCGCGGGCAUCAACGCGGUCAUCUUCGGCAUCUACGGAAACACGCAACGAAGUUUCGCCGAUCCCGACGCUCUGACCGCCCAUUUCCUCGCCGGCGCCGCUGCCGGUCUCUUCCAGAGCGUCCUCGCCAGUCCGAUGGAGUUGGCCAAGCUGAAGGUGCAGAUGUCGCACGAUCAGCUCGGCCCUCUGGACUGCAUGCAGAAGAUCUACCGGACGGAAGGAUUCCGCGGCGUCUUCAGAGGUUUGGGGAUAACCGUCGCCAGAGAGGUUCCGGCCUUCGGCUCGUACUUCCUCACCUACGAGUACCUUUCGCGGACGCGAGACGGUGCUCCGGUCAGCACGUCGAGGAUGCUCUUCUGCGGCGGUCUGGCUGGAGUCGUCUCCUGGACGCUCACGUAUCCGGUGGACGUGCUCAAAUCACGGCUGCAGUACGACCCCAAGUACACCGGAGCCGUCGAUUGCCUACGCAGAAGUUUGGCGGCGGAAGGACCGCAUUUCCUCUUCAGAGGUUUAACUCCGGCGCUGGUACGCGCGUUCCCCGUGAACGCGGCCGUCUUCACCGUCGUCACCUGGACGAUGCGUCUCUUGGAUCGCGACUUCCGCUUCGACAACUUCUUCGUCAUGCCGGAAGCUGCGGUUGCCUAAGGCGAGAGAGAGAAGCGAGAAAUAAAAACACGUUUCCAUUAAGACUCAUUAAGAAUCACCUCGUUAUGCAGAUGAUGGUGUCGGUGUAAAAAGAAGGGUGAGGAGAAGAAAGAGAUUGCAUCACCCAUCACAUCAUCAUCAUCAUCGUCGCUUAUUUAUUCCAUGCGAAACGUAAUUUUUCAAACCCCAUUUGAGCCUCGAAGACGGCGCCUCCAUAAAUCCGGAGAAGAAGUAAAACAAAAUGCAAAGAAAAUAUGGUAAUGUGAACGUCUUCAGGUGACGUCGCACACAACUUGAAAGACUUGAAUAUGCAUAUUCUCCUGAUAUAUAUCUCUAGUAUUAACUCAUCUUAUAUGUAUGUACUGCAUCUAUUUUUACACCACUAACACUUUUUCCACACCGUUUCUUUUACUUUACAUUCUUUUACUUUAUUAACAUUUUAUUAUUAUCGUUUUACUCAUGUAUGUAAUCUACUAGUUGUAUAAAUAUAC